Prorocentrum cordatum is the source of this 790-nucleotide messenger RNA. Lineage: Eukaryota; Dinophyceae; Prorocentrales; Prorocentraceae. The record is from the annotation of a GenBank genome assembly.
GCGAGUCACAUCCCGCCACCCCGCCGAUCGAUGCCCGCCAUCAAGGACAGUCGGUCGGAUGUACGGAUGUGUUGCAGAACUGCGCCUGUGCACCUGUUACUGUGCUGACGGUCUCCCCAGCAGCGUCGCUCCCGCCAAGGCUCCGCCCCAGCAGAAAAUGCGACGUGCUUCCCGAAUCACUGACACAGUAGCGGGAUAAUGCUUGUGAUUAGCACAGCAACGACGGUCUCCAAAAAAUCCCCGCAGGGCCCACUGCCCACUGCAAGGGGCAUGGGUGACCUCAAUCAAUCUGCCACCCGAACACCCAGAUGGGCGAACAGACUUGAGAGUUCGGAGACGUGCACGACCCCUCAUCUCGAAGAAGGAGCACAAUGGGGGAGGCAGGGAGGGGGGAAGGGAAAGACAGGAGAGAAGGGGGCAACAUCACAACCUCGCCGUGCAGAACUCGACGUGGUGCCCUCUCCCCGUCGAACGCUCUCGCCAAGGCUCCACCCCAGCAAAAAAAAAAAAAAAACGGCGUGCUGCCCUUAUCGACGACCAAGUGGCUGGAGAGUACUGUGGCCUGCAUAAAUCCACUGCAGCAUCAGACGGGCUACGACGACCCAGACACGCAGCCCAAUAACUUGGCCGAACAUUGGACCAACGUUUGGCCACGUGGGCGGAUCCAAAAGGCAGAGGGCGGCGGCGAUUCGACGCAGGCAUCCUCGCGAAAAACUCGGAGGAGCAGCCAAGAAGAAAACACGAAGCCAGGGGCUAGAGGCUAAUCGGGGAUGGACAGACCUCCCUUUCG